UAGACAGACAAACCUGUAGAAGAUAUAGAUACAAGCUAGGCGAAUUGGAACACUUAAUAUCUACCCUGUGUCUAUUUAUAUGCAACUAUUAUCUUGUUUCUAUGCUUGGUAUUAGGAAGUUGAUAUAAAUAGCUGAAGGUUUUACCAGAUCCAUGGAUUAUAAAGGAGACAGGUCACACUGACUGCGUCACAGGUAACCAGAGGACCAGUAUGUAGACGUAUUGUGGUGCUCUCGUAUCAUACGUGUUCAUGCAUGGAGAUGGUAUUAGUUUGGAUCUCAUAUGUUUACAUAUCUAACCUGUGACCUACAAAGAUAUCGCGUGACGGAACGAACUAAGAAUCAAGAAAACAGUGUAAGCUGAAUGUGUUACUGUUCCAAAAGGCGUCAUAAUGGAUACAACGUAAUUUAUGAAGAGGAAAAUCCAGCCUGAAAUAUGUUUCAAUUAUUCAGGAGAUUUUAAAGUAUGGCUUCAAAAACUGCUGAGCGUUGUAAGUUGUGGCGCGAAAAGCGGAAAGAUGAUGCCGAAUAUUGGGAGCAGGAGCGGAUACGAAAACGAAACGCAAGACGAUUGCGUUCUGCUGAGAAAAAAGAACAUGAUAGAGAACUGAGUAGAAAAAGACAAACGAAAUUCAGAGAAAGAAAGAAGGUAGUGUCCAAGGUAAAUACGACUCAGUUGGAAGUACAUGAAGCAACUGGUGACUCCGGAAACAUAGAAAUUAUUGAUAACACCGGAAGUACAUCGAUUUCCUCAGAUGAUGUAUCAUCUCAAUCAAGUUUCCAUGUCACGGACACGGUUUCAAAAUCAUUUUUGGAUCCUGACAGCAAGGACAGUGACUCGGAUGAAUCUUCAGAUAAUAUGAUUUUGGAAAAGGAUGCUAUGAAUGACGAAGAUUGUCAUAUGAUUCUGCAGAAUUUGAAUGGCCACAGGUUGGCAGUAGUAAACACCCCUACUCUUAAAAAUGAUCAAAGCAGAACGGAAGAAGAAAUUAACGAGAUUAAACAAAGACAAGACACACGGCAUGCUUACUUUAAAGCACUACAAAUUGCAUUGUCUCAUAAUGACGACUUUGAUUCCAUGAGAAACCAUUGUAAUUCAUAUGCACAGCACAUUGAUAAGACAUAUCCUAUAGGUGAUCUUCCCGUACUUGACGGAGAAAAUUACAAACAGGAUUGGGUAGCGUCAAGUCUUUACCCUUGUGAUGACUCCCCGGACAACCACGUCCCAAUAAAAACAGGUGGUGAUGGCAAUUGUCUUCCAAGGAUUGGAAGUUUAUUCGUGUUUGGCAAUGAGAAACAACAUGUUGAAUUCAGAGUCAGGAUAUUCAUGGAGUUGUGCCGGUUUGAGGAUACGUACUUGGACAAUUCAUUUUUGAACAGAGGUUCAGAAACUCCUUUAGACGAUAUCGUAAUGGCUCUGGCAUUGUAUUCAGAUGUUUAUGUUCCACGUGGGAAAGACAAAUGUCGUUUUGCUUUCCGACAGUAUGUGAAAAGUGUUCUUCAGACCAACAGUUUCAGUGGCAUGUGGAGCAUAUUCGGCCUGGCUAGCGUCAUUGGUGUGCCGAUAUUUUCAAUAUAUCCAUCUUAUGGCGGACACAAUGUUAGACGGCAUCUCCAUCGAAAGGUUAUUCCACGAGUCUUUCGUCAGGACAACAGUCGACUUAUCCAUAUUAUGUGGACAAAUACUGUGGGAAACCAACAGAGUCCCAUUGCCUGGACUCCAAACCAUUUUGUAGCCGUUCUUCCGACACAGGACACCAUUCAAUCAAUCAGAGAGACAGCUCUUGAAUUAGCAACACCAACACAGAAGAGUGGAAUUCAAGCAUGUACAAACGAAACUGGGUCCAAUAUGCAGAAAGAAUUUUUGCCGACGCCU
Molecule: messenger RNA, 1874 nt
Organism: Pecten maximus
Lineage: Eukaryota; Metazoa; Mollusca; Bivalvia; Pectinida; Pectinidae
Biological process (GO): regulation of transcription by RNA polymerase II
Cellular component (GO): chromatin
Source: RefSeq, a predicted model, not a curated record